AUGCACAACGGCCGCGGCGGACGACGCGGCCUCCAAGCCUUCACCCCCAACAACAACAACAACAACAACAACAACAACAACAGGCGUGGCAACAGAGCCUCAUCAUCCAGAGCACCAUCAACCCGAGACUCGUCCUCCCGACCCUCGCGCGCCCAACCGCCAAGAGGCAUCUGCAAAUUCUUCCUCACCUCCCACUGCACCCACGGCUCAACCUGCCGCUUCUCACAUGACGAAGCGGAUAUUGAGCGUACGCUUGAAGAAAGCGGGGGGCAAUCGCGGGCGGAAGCACAGGCUAGUAGGGAGGCGUAUGUUGAUUUUCGGAGGGGGGUGCGCGACAGUGGCACGAGAAGAAUGUCGAGCUGGUCUGGAGGGUUUUUGAGGGAGGAGUUGGAGGAGACGUGGAGGUUGGCGGGGAAGGUUUUGGAUGGACCGGGGAGGGAGGGGCAGCAGGAUGUGGCGAGGGAUUUGGGGGGUAGUUUUAACUCGAGAGAGAGGGAUGGUGGACGGGGGGUGGAUGGGUUGGGGUUUGUGCAGAGGUGUGUGGAAAUUGUUGUUAAUAGCGAUAUGGGGGAGGGGGAGGACAAGGAGGAGGUGGUGGUGAAUCUGGUGGCAGCGAUGUUACGGGUGGUUACGCACCCGUCGCUGGUGAGGAGUUUGUCGGUGGACGGGUUUGUGGGUGCUGUGUACCGGCGCAUCGCGGGCGUGGAGGGGGAUCAGGGGUUGGUGCUUUUUGGGAGGGUGAAUGAGUUGGUUGGGGAGCGGUGUUUGGGGGCACCGGAGUCGUCGAGGGGGUUGUUGCGGUUAAUGGUGGAGGGGCUGUAUGAGAUGUUGCGGAGGGAGCGGGGGGUAUUGGGGAAUGAGGCCUUGGGGGGGUUGGUGGAGGGCAUCAAGGGCAAUGUGGUGAGACUGGUGGCGGAUUUGGGGGAGGGUGAGUUGACGGCAGCGGGAGAACUGGAUGCGAUCUCGGCGAGGGUUGAGAUGAUCCGGCGGAUGAUGGGUGCUGCACGACGGAGUCUGACCGGCCCGGGCAUGAACCUGACUCCAGGAAUCAUCACUUCCCAUCACAGUACCACCCGCUCAACCUUCCCCUUCGCAGCCGCCAUCCCCGGCGGACACCACGACAACGACUUCGCCGACAUCACGCGCAUCCAGAUCUUCCCCACGCUCGGCGAAAUCACCUACACCGGCCCGGCAGUCGAGUUCCUCCCCACGACAGACCUCACACAGCCGCACUUUCUCGCCACCGACCCAGUCCAGCGACAUCUCGACUCGGCCUUCCGACUGCUACGACACGACAUCUUCGGCCCGCUGAAGGAUCUCGUAGGGUCGAUCUUCGCUUCCUCUCUUUUGUCUUCUUCCAUUCCUUCCUCGUCAUCGGCAUCGUCAUCCUGGCGGCCGUCUCGGGCUCUGCCCAUCGCAUUACAGAAACUAGUUCAAGACCAGGGCCAGGUCCGAGCCCACGUCUACACCAACGCCUCGAUCGGACACCUGUUCGUCGACAACGCCAGUCUCGAGGCCUCGCUGUCGUUUUCCCGACCGCCCGCUCUCCGGAAACUCACUACGGCAGCUGAGCAGCGACAGUGGUGGAACGCGUCGUCGCGGCUGGAACAGGGCGGACUGCUGUGUUUUAUCUCGGGGUCUCAGACCAGUGCCGAUGACGACAAGGCGUUUAUUCUGCUGGUUGUGACGAGGAAAAACACGAACGACGACGACGACGACGACACGGCUGGCCGGGACAAGAGUUCCCUCGUACCAGGGCAGCAUCAUAAUCCGUCAGUCAGCGUACGGCUGGCAGCAGAAACACGCGAGAAUGCGGCAAUGCUGACGCGGUUGUAUGUGCAAAAGCUGGAGGGCGUGGUGGUGGAAUUGCCGGGGUUGAUACCGGACACGUUUGUGCCGGUGUUGCGGAACUUGCAGCGGAUGAUGAGGGAUGGGGGGUUGGCUUUUCAGAGGUGGAUUUUGCCGGCUGAGUAUGAAGAAGAUGAAAAUGAAGGGAGAGAUACCGGAGAUGGGACGGUGAUAUCACCGCCUAUGUACGCGAGAAAGGACGGGUUUCACUUUCGGCUGAAGAGUAUCACGCAGCCGGGUAAGGCUGAGAUGAGGGUUGACCCGGCAAUGCCGGACGGGGGAGUGGAUCUGAGCGAGCUGGAGGACGCUACGGGACUGGACAAGGGUCAGGCUUCUGCUCUUGUUGCGGCUCUCACGAGGGAGUAUGCGUUGAUUCAGGGGCCGCCGGGCACGGGUAAGUCGUAUGUGGGUGUGAAAUUGGCACAGGUGCUGCUGGAUCAUAAGUCCGAGGCGGAUCUAGGGCCAUUGCUUGUCAUCUGCUACACCAACCACGCCCUAGACCAAUUCCUCAAACACCUGCAGGACGUCGGCAUCAAAAAGAUCAUCCGCAUCGGCGGCCAGAGCAAAUGCGCCGAUCUCGAUGGUUUGAACCUGCGCGUGGUCAACCGCAACGCGGCCAAGACCUCUGUUGAGAGCCGGAGCCUAGGCGAGAACUUUGAGGAACUGAAGGGAUGCAACGAGUCUGCAGGCAAGAGCCUCGGCCCGCUACACCAGGUUCGCAAGCGACGGAUCGACUGGAGGACGCUGAAGUCGUUUCUACGGCGUCGCUACCCGGCGGUGGCUGACCAGUUUGAGUCGAUGGAAGGGGUGGAUGAGGACGGGUUUGAACGUGUCGGGGAACGGCGGACAGUAACCGACUACUGGGUCCGCCAGCUCGUACACCACCAGACCGAGCGCAUAGCCGAGUUCGUCGACCGCGCCCAAGACCACCGCAGCGAAAUCAACGCCGUGCACGACGACGUAGCCCGCCGCACACUGCUUCAAGCCGAUGUCGUGGGGGUCACCACCACCGGCCUAGCCCGCCACAUCAACAUGCUCUGCCGCGUGGGCAUCAAAGUCGUCGUCUGCGAGGAGGCCGCCGAAGUGAUGGAGCCACAUCUGCUGUCCGCACUCAUGCCAGGCGUCGAACAUCUCAUCCAAAUCGGCGACCACCGCCAGCUGCGACCCCAAAUCCAGAACUACCUCCAGUUCAGCCUCGAGACAACCGCCGGACGCGCCCACCAACUCGACCGCAGCCAGUUUGAGCGCCGGGCCGAGGGCGAGCCCGGUCUGGACCCCCUUCCCGUGGCCCAACUGCAUGUCCAGCGGCGCAUGCGGCCCGAGAUUGCCCGGCUGAUUCGCAGUGUGUACCCGGCUCUAGAGGACCACCCGUCCGUCCUAAACCUACCGCCCGUUGUCGGUCUCCGGGACACCCUCUUCUGGCUGGACCACGAGCACCCGGAGGAAGAGAAGGGCAACGAAAAUGACACCAAAACAGGCUCACACAGCAACCCGUGGGAGGUAGACAUGGCCAAAGCCCUAGUUCACCACCUCGUGCGCCAGGGCACCUACAAAAGCAGCGACAUCGCCCUCCUAACCCCUUACACAGGCCAACUCCAAAAGCUGCGGGCCGCACUCAACCGCGACUUUGCAGUCGUCCUCAGCGACCGUGACCAGGACGCCCUGGCCCAGGACGGUUUCUUGCAGACCGAAGAAACCUACGAAACAAAACCCCCAACCUCAACCCAAUCCCUCUCCCACGCCCUCCGCCUCGCAACAGUAGACAACUUCCAAGGCGAAGAAGCCCGCGUCAUCGUCGUCUCCCUAGUCCGCAGCAACCCGCACCACAAAGUCGGUUUCCUCCGCUCCCCGAACCGCAUCAACGUCUUGCUCAGUCGGGCCCAGCACGGGUUAUACCUCAUCGGCAACGCGACUACCUAUUCCCACGUGCCGAUGUGGGCUGAUGUAUUGGGUCAGUUGCGCGACCGGGGGGCUGUGGGAAGGGGGAUCGCGUUGGUUUGUCCGCGGCAUACUGCCUCUCCGAAGUCUUCCUAUGCUGCAACGACCCCCGCCUGCUUCACCCUCCACUCCCCCGCGGGCGGCUGCACUCGUCCCUGCGACCGACGCCUCGAGCCCUGCGGACACAGCUGUCCGUCCCCCUGCCAUGCUGACGUGUUGCAUGCGGCGGUCGUCUGUCUGCAGCCGUGUCCGCGGAUAAGGGAGACGUGUGCGCAUGCUUGUUCGAGGCUUUGUGGAGAGGGUUGUGGGCUAUGUCAGGUCGUUGUUGAGGGGGUGAAGUUGCCGGGGUGUGGGCAUGUGAAAGAGGGGUUGGCGUGUUGGAGGGUGACGGUGCCGGGGGAGUUGGAGACGGUGAAGUGUGAGGUGGUGGUUGAGAAGACGGUGCCCAGGUGCGGGCAUGGGGUUAAGGUGGAGUGUUGGGUGGAUGUUGAUGACGCUGAUAAAGAGCAUGGGUUUGUGUGCCCCGUCAAGUGUGAGGGGAAGAUGUUAGCGUGUGGACAUGCGUGUCAGGGGUCUUGUGGGCGGUGUUCGCGGGCUGAGGGGGGCCAUGAGCAGUGCAAGAGGGUGUGUGACCGGCCGUUUGGAGGGUGUAAUCAUCGGUGUCGGAGGAUGUGUCAUGAGGGGGGGGAAUGUGGGGUGUGUCCGCAGCGGUGUGAGGUCCGCUGUCCCCACUCCCGCUGUCAACAGCCCUGUCAGAAGCCCUGCUCCCCCUGCAUCGAGCCGUGCUCGUGGUCCUGCGAGCACCAAGGAGCGUGUACCCUCCCCUGCGCCGCGCCGUGCAACCGACUGCCCUGCGACAAGCGCUGUCCCCGCGUUCUCCCCUGUGGCCACCAGUGUCCCGGCUUCUGUGGCGAAGACUGUCCGAGCCGGGACUUGUGCCAGGUAUGCGGUACGCACGGUGACGCCCGCGUCGAUCUGCUCGAGUUCAAAGCCUACGCCCAAGUCGAUCUCGACGAGACACCCGUGGCUGUUCUCGGGUGUGGGCAUUUCUUCACUGGCGAGACGCUGGACGGAAUGUUAGGCCUGGGAUCGGUCUACACGACCGACCACGCUGGAAAAUACACAACGCUGAAAGAACCCUCCGGCGAACUGACCGCCAUCCCAGCCUGUCCCGACUGCCGCGUACCAAUCCGUCAAUUCGCCACGCGCCGAUACAACCGCGUCGUCAACCAGGCCGUGCUAGACGAAACCUCCAAGCGGUUUCUUGUAGCCGGCCUGGCCAAACUCGCCGACCUCGGCAAGCGCGUGACCGCAAUGGAGGAAACACUGGCCAAGGCGUCGCAACACACGUCGCUCCUCGCGUGGCGAAGCACCCAACGCUACGACACGGCCAAGGCGCUCCGCCGGGAAGCCACCCAGCUCCGCUUCGACAUGAAAGCUGAGCACCAGCCUACUAAGAAACUUUUUGAUGCUAUCGUCACCUCCCAGCGAGACCACCCUCUCCAACGCCGCUUCCAAACCCUCACGCUCUCUCCUACCUCCGACACUACCCUCAGCCCUAAUACCGACAACAACCAACCCCCCAUCCCACAACCAGUCUACAACCAGCAAAUAACCCUCCACGCCCAGCACCUCGCCCUACGCGCCUCCGAAGCCAUCCUCCGCGACAUCUUCACCAGCCUCAGCAGCGAAGCCACCACUACUACAACCACCACUCCUUCCUCCAAACGUCCCGGACAAUCCCACGCUGCUGCAGUAAAACAACAGUUCCCGCUUCUCCCGCAACAGUGCGCCGACUUCUUGCACCAGUGCGAGCAGCUGAUUGAGCAGGCUGGUGCGGCUUCGUUGCCGAGAUUGGUGGUGCCGGCUGUGUUGUCGUUUGCGCGGGUGGCACAGUGGGGGGGGUGGUAUACGACGCGGGUUUUGGGGGUGAAUGGGGAGCAGGCAAAGGAUCGUAACAAUGGUGAGGAAGGUAAACAACAACCCAAGGACAAAGACAGCGAAAAAGAAUCACAACCCCCCACAGAAAAAGCCCUCACCCUCCUCACCCACGCCCUGACCCUCUGUGACACCCACCCAGCCGCCUCGCUAGGAGAUCGGUACCGGGAGGAAGUGGAGGAAAUGCAGAAGCUGCUGUUGUUGCGCCGGAAUGGGCCGUGGUAUGAGGCGGUGUCGCCGGCGGAGAUUGCGGCGAUCAAGCGGGCGAUGGUGGAAGGACCUGGGGGGUUUGCGACGCAUUCUGGGAGGUGGUAUACUUGUGUUAAUGGGCAUCCGUUCGCCAUCGGCGAGUGCGGCAUGCCCAUGGAAAUUGCCCGCUGUCCCGAAUGCGGUGAGGCCAUCGGCGGGCAGAAUCACAUGGCCAUGGCCGGUACGCAGCGUGAUGAGGAAAUGGAGAGGGCAUAG
Messenger RNA from Dichotomopilus funicola, 6189 nucleotides. RefSeq lists its product as uncharacterized. The record is from RefSeq and is a predicted model, not a curated record. The transcript is spliced from 8 exons. Gene Ontology annotation, molecular function: zinc ion binding; helicase activity. Gene Ontology annotation, cellular component: nucleus; nuclear RNA-directed RNA polymerase complex. Gene Ontology annotation, biological process: regulatory ncRNA-mediated heterochromatin formation. NCBI's taxonomy places the organism in Eukaryota, Fungi, Ascomycota, Sordariomycetes, Sordariales, Chaetomiaceae. Bases 1 to 6189 code for a protein of 2062 amino acids.